Messenger RNA from Electrophorus electricus (electric eel), 3922 nucleotides. It is a transcript of the gene ajuba, whose product is annotated as ajuba LIM protein. The record is from RefSeq and is a predicted model, not a curated record. Gene Ontology annotation, biological process: negative regulation of hippo signaling; cytoskeleton organization; regulation of DNA-templated transcription. Gene Ontology annotation, cellular component: P-body; adherens junction; transcription regulator complex. Gene Ontology annotation, molecular function: transcription corepressor activity. Lineage: Eukaryota; Metazoa; Chordata; Actinopteri; Gymnotiformes; Gymnotidae.
GAGAACUGCAGGGAAGAAAGAAACUCAAAGUUAAUCGGUGCCGUUUAAUUUUCGGACUUCAAAGGCGCUCAACAUGUUUGUUUCUCCGAGAAUGUUUCGAAGAGUGUGUGGCAUUCGUACAGUUUGUUCAUGAAGUUAAUUUUGUUUUCCUUGUUUGAAGGUUUAUACUGUUUUUGGAAUAAUGUUAAUUUUCUUUGAAACAGCAUUGGAAAUAGUGGGGAAGCUGUGAAGAACCGUGCGGUCUUGGUUGGCCUACUUAUUACAUUUGUUUGCACGACUGUUUCUGUAUUACACCGUGGAUUUUACUUCACGCGAAAAGACGAAGCUUCUGUAAAAAGCACAGAAAUGUGCGUUUUCUACAUUUCCCUUUCGGAGCCGGCUAGUUGAGGCGUAGAACUCACCGCUUAAGCUAUUUUAAAGCUGUCCUGCUCCACGAAAGACUUUCGAGGGAAACGGAAUUUCUUCUUCUUUUUUAGGGGACUUUAGAGUCAGCCUAGAAACAAGUUUACGAAAUAGUAGCCCGUGUAUCAACAACACUUUUUCGCCCAACACACUGAAACAAAGGAUUGAGUGGCAAUUACAACUUUCAAGAGCCAACGUGAAAGGCGAAGGAUCGACAGUGUUUCGAAUGUGACCCCUGCAUUCGCUUCGUUUGAACGGACCGUUCACUUGGGUUACGGACGAAGUGCGAUUUUAUUUUAUUUUUUAUUGUUCGAGGAAAUUUCGAACCUCUGAGGCUAUAGCUCGUUUUAUUAGUCAGCUGUCCACAACACAAGUUGUAGCAAAGGUGCAUUAGCAUACUAACAAAUGGAUGGAGAUGGUUCUCUUCACAUAUGCAUUCUGGUGAGAUAUUCUACGUGGAAACGUUUGAACUACAAGCGUCUUUUCAAGUAUGAUUAAUGAGACAUGUAACCAGCAGAAAAUGCCAUAAUAUUUUUUUUUAACUUAUUUUAUGUUAUAUUUAUUAUUAGUUGGACACAGGACAGGUGCUUUUUAAUAUAACUAAUGUCGUUUUUAAGUUGGUCACAUUUUUCGUUGUCCGUGUCAUUUCACCUGCUGUAGGCAAAGACUUGAACAAUUUGCAUUUACACUGUAUUUAUUGUACUGUAUUUAAGCUGUAGUCAUUCCAGUGUCAUUUCAUAACAAAAAUCUUUGAUAGGUUAAUACUUGUAGAGCUGUCUGUCAGGAAUAUUGGGUAAUGGAGAGAAUUGGCACUAAACUGAAGCAAAAGUUUAAGCUACCUGAUUCUGGUAGUGUCAAAUUUAGUAAAAAGAAAAAUGAGUUGACCAACACAAAUAAUAACAGUAACAGCAACAGUGCUAGUAGUGGAACAGUAGUGGCUCAGCUGAAUCCAAUAACUAACUCAUCUGCAAGCCCAGCACAGUACACUCUUACGUGCCCUCCCUCAGUGGAGGCAUGUGGAUCGCAAAGUGGGAGGCCUGGAAAGGUGGUCAACUCUCAGAGAGUGUCUUCUUGCAUAACCUCCACCCCAUCUCCUGAGGAGUCCGGGCCUUCUACCGAAGACCACCCAUCAUCCCUUGCCCCUCUACGGCGCCGGGCGCCCCAGCAGCGGGCUUCAUGCUACCUGCCUGAGAGCGUGGAAGGCUGUGGCACCUGUGACCAGGUGAGGCGCAGUGAGGUGCCUCAAGGCGAGCAAGGAGACAUGCAGGGCACCGCAUAUAGCUCAAACACCCGUGCUGCCCUGAACCAGCGCCGUUAUUCGCUGGAGCUCCAACAGCUGGUGAGGCGGCAGCAGCUGCUCUCCCAGGCUCCUCUGUCCUCUAUGCCUCCUCCGUACCCCUCACACAGUGCCAUCACCCGCUCAGGAGCCACUGAGCCCAGCUUCCUUCCCGAGCUGGAGCGCCAUAAGCGUCUGUCCCUGCAGGAGGCACUGUUCUACAAGCGGUGGAGCUCCGGAGGAGAGCUCUGGGAUAGUGGCAGGCCGGCUUCGCUCUCCCACCCGCCACAGAGGAGUCAUGAUGGCGCCGGGAUGGGAUACCUCUUCCCUCCGGGGCCCACGCUGAGCCCCUGCUCCUCCUUCAGCUUGCAGGAGUCAGUGCUGGCCAGCCCGCGCUCCAGCUUUGCCAGCAGCACAGCCAGUGGGGGAGGAGGUGCUGGUGGCAGUCCUGUGGGAAGCCCGUGCAGCAGCAACCGCACCAGUGGCAUCAGCCUGGGCUACGACACCCGUCAUAUGCCUGGCCCUGCCCAGCAGUUGCAGUUUUCUUCCACAACGUUAGGUGGCGCCACCUCUGGGCAGGUCUAUGUGGCCACGGCACCAGGGAAAGCAGUAGCACCACCUAUGGAGGUGUGGCGGGACUAUCUGGAAAGGGCGUCGGCCAUCGAAGGAGGAUUUCAGGACAGCCGUCACUCCUACCCACCAGCAGUCAGCACCCCAACGGCCACGGGUCAGAGGCCAGAGCCGGAGUGGUGGGGCGGGGCCGAGCAGCGGUCCGCACCCCGGGCGGAAGGGCUUGGUGAGCGGGUGAGGCACUCUGACCUGCCAGGCACCCGCUACCAGCAGGAGCUUACCCGGCUGCUGCUGAGGGACCUGGCAUUGGAGGGUGAGGAGCUGCUGGGUGGACUGACCCUAAAGGAGCAGCCCUUGUCCACCUGUGUACCCGCCCCUGCCCCUGCUGUGGGGAAGCCCCAAGAGGAGCAAAUAGCAGCAAGGGAACCACCGUCUGCCCUGGAUAGACAGGAGUUUUUUGGAACAUGUGUGAAAUGCGGUAAAGGCGUCUAUGGUGCGGACAACGCUUGUCAAGCUCUGGACAGUCUCUAUCACACACGCUGUUUCACCUGUGUGUCUUGCGGCCGUACACUUAGAAACAAGGACUUCUACAAUGUCAGUGGAUCAGUCUACUGUAAAGAGGACUACAUGUUUUCAGGCUUCCAGGCAGCAGCAGAGAAGUGCAGUGUGUGUGGCCAUCUGAUCCUGGAACAGAUUUUACAGGCCCUGGGGAACUCGUAUCACCCCGGCUGUUUCCGCUGUACGGUCUGCUCAAAGACGCUGGAUGGUGUGCCUUUCACAGUGGACUACCUCAAUAACGUCUACUGCGUCUCUGAUUAUAAUAGGACAUUUGCUCCUAAAUGCGCUGCCUGUUUACAACCCAUUUUACCUGCUGAGGGCAGUGAGGAGAUUCUCAGGGUGGUGUCCAUGAACAAAGACUAUCACUUUGAGUGCUAUCACUGUGAGGAGUGUGGGAAGCAGCUUUCGGAUAAACCUGGAUCUCAGUGCUUUCCUCUGGACUCCCACCUGCUCUGCCACUCCUGUCACAUGAACAGGGUGUGUGCCACUCAUAGCCUUCCCUCGCACAAUACACACUGAGGAGGAAGCAGUUGUGCUGGACCGACAUGCACUGCUUUUUACUGACAUGCGCAUAUGCGAACAAGUGUAUUGCUAUCUUGUAAAGCCUUUCAGAUAUUUUUGAUCUUUCCCUCUUUCCCACACAAGUCGUAAACAAGGCUACAGAUUCUGAUACUGAAAAGAAAAAAAAAAAAGAACGAGGUGAUCUAUUUUGAUCGACUGAUUUUUCCAAACGUGAGGUCAUACAUUUCAAGUGCAUAAUCUGGACCUAAUGGGCGCUCUGUACCGCCUAGUGGCCGGUUAGUGCACCAACAGAAUCCUGCUGACAUCGUUGUGUAUAAUGUACUAUUGAUGGAUGAUCACUGCCAAUGUUACUAAGUUAUUAGGGAGUAUGAAACUUCAUGCUGAGCUACUGUUUGUUUUCCUGUCUGCUGUAGAAAAGUACAAGGGAUUUUUGCUUAACUUUUUUUAAAGAAAAAAAUAUUUAAUAUCACUAGCAAAGAUUUUGCACUUAAAUGAACGUUUACCUUCUGAGAUUUUUUUUUAAGUGUUUCUGCAAGAGUGAAAAACAUUCCUGUAUCUGUCUUUAUUAAUAAACUUCUUUCUGUCUGAACUGAA